GGUCGAUUUCCUCAUUUACCAAGGAAUUGGAAGAGCACCCUGCAAAGCUACAGAUUAUGAUCACCCCAGAACUCUUAUGCUCAGUUUUACCAAUGGGAACCACUAUGACAUUGUGUACAAAAAAGAUCAUGCUUCAUCUCGAGGAUUUUGCCAGUCUGUUGUGUAUGACAUACUAUACUCAAGAGUUUUUAAACUAAAGGAUGUAAGGCUAGCAGUUGACACAAUGCUGCAUGACAAAGAAUAUGCAACCCUUAGAAGAGAUUCAGCGAAUUCAGCUGAACUGAAAGAGAUAGGUGCCCUUGUGGAAAAAAUACUGGGAACUAGUGUAUCAAGAGAUAAUAGUCAAGAUGAGGGUGAUAAAAACACCAGUACAGAAGAACGACUUAGUUUAGAAGACAUCCAUCCAGAUGAUGUGAAAGGUCUCCUUGCCCAUGGCAUCCCACCAUUCCCAUAUAAAGUUGCAAAAUCUCUAGAUCCUGACAUAUAUCGAAAUAUUGAGUAUGAUGCCUGGAACACUGUUAGGAGAGAAGCUCGUUAUGGUCCCUUUGAUAGCAAUGGAUUUCAAGCAGGUGUAAAGGUGCUGAUCAAAUUAGAAUUAUUACCAAACCGUCAAGAAGUGGAAGACUUGCGGAAGGCCCACAUAGCCACCCGGCAGGGCAGUGGGGAAGGAAAUAUGGGAAAAGCAACUGAGGAGAGAGUGGAUGUUUAUCGUGGCCAUAUACAAGAGAUGUCUGAAAACAAGGGACCAGUAGAUGUUUAUAUUGAAGAAAUUGGCAGCAGGUUAAAGGUACCAUAUGAGUCCUUAGAAAAGGUACCACCCUCUCCACCUCGGUCACCAUGGCACGCGCAAAUGCAACAGGGUGCAGCCAACAAUGGAGCUGCCAGCACUGGGGGUGGGGUGAUAGCAAAUUACAAAAACUUGUCUGGUUAUAAUAGAAAUCACUCUGCCUACCAGAAUCUGAAAUAUCAGUAG
Messenger RNA from Penaeus monodon (black tiger shrimp), 973 nucleotides. RefSeq names its product protein ovarian tumor locus-like. Gene Ontology annotation, molecular function: cysteine-type deubiquitinase activity. Gene Ontology annotation, biological process: protein deubiquitination. Lineage: Eukaryota; Metazoa; Arthropoda; Malacostraca; Decapoda; Penaeidae. The record is from RefSeq and is a predicted model, not a curated record.